UACACAACCAUUACAUUCAGUCGGAGCACGGACAGAGAAGAGUCGGGCCUUGACGUUGGCCGGAUGGUUAAAUCCAACCUCCAGACGAUCCUGAAUAGCCACUGUUUUGUCAGAGAAAAAGAGAGUAAUAUAUCCAAGAUGCCAUUGAUCGAAAUGACCCGUAAUAAACCCGAGAAUGAAAGUUCCCAUCGCUGCAGUAACCCGUGUCCGGGGCCUCUGUGGUGUUCCGAUGUCCCUCACCCACCCCUGAAGAUCCCAGGUGGGCGAGGGAAGGAUCAGCGGGAUCACAGUCUUUCAGCUAAGCUAUUCUAUUCUGAUGCUCAGUUACUGGUUCUUGAGGAAGCCCCCACGUUGAACAGCCGUGUACGGUUUUUGCUUUUUGAGCGCCGCUGCUCUGUGAGCAAGCACUUAGUUUGGAGGGGGGCACUAAAAGGGGCAAACCUUUACAUCGAAAUCCCCACUGGUGUCCUCCCGGAAGGGAGCAAAGAUAGUUUUUCACUCUUGCUGGAGUUUGCAGAGGAGAAGUUACAGGUUGAUCAUGUUUUCAUCUGCUUCCAUAAGAACCGAGAUGACAGAGCAUCGCUGCUGCGGACAUUCAGUUUCAUGGGCUUUGAGAUUGUGAGACCGGGUCAUCCCCUCGUCCCAACCCGCCCCGACGCUUUCUUCAUGGCUUACAGCAUCGAAAGAGACACCGAUAGUGACGAAUAAAGCUUAUCAAUCACAUUUUGCUUCUAAUAACUAUGCUGUAUCUCACCCAACAUGCUGUAUCUCACCAUUAAAAGAAACAGUAUGACUGUCAAAUUGACCUUUUUUUUUUUUUCCUGUUAAUCACUACAUUGUAGUUAUUAUAAGGGUUGUGCUGUAUUUUCAGUCGUAUUUGCACUAGUGUAAACACAUUUCUGAACUGACCAUUAGUUUUUAAGCCAUUAUCACUGGGCUUAACUUUCAAUGUAAUUGGAUUAUUUGCUGAUUCCCUUUCACCCAUUCCCACACUGAUCAUUUUUAGAACAUAAUAUUUAUGGUUAAGAUCUCAAGCAACAAUGUAUGUAGAAUCAUGGUUUUUAUUGCUGAUAUUGAUUUCUUUACUGGUGGCUUCAAGUGCUUUCUUAAUGUGUGCAUGAAUUUGAGUUCGUUAUGACUUCAAUAGGAUUUGUCUGCAUGUUUCCUACUGUGUGCAGAAUAAAAAAUGCUCACCCUACAACACCGA
Messenger RNA from Rhinichthys klamathensis goyatoka, 1207 nucleotides. RefSeq names its product ornithine decarboxylase antizyme 1a (gene oaz1a). The record is from RefSeq and is a predicted model, not a curated record. Gene Ontology annotation, biological process: positive regulation of protein catabolic process. Gene Ontology annotation, molecular function: ornithine decarboxylase inhibitor activity. Gene Ontology annotation, cellular component: nucleus; cytoplasm. Lineage: Eukaryota; Metazoa; Chordata; Actinopteri; Cypriniformes; Leuciscidae.